AUGCAUCUCCCCGUGGACCCCCAAUUGACACUUCCGGAUCUAGUGGUGAUAGAGGAGCUUCUAAGUCAGAAUGAGCGAGAACAUGAGCACAGCAACAAAGACAAGAUUGAGAAUCUGAAGAAGCUGAAGUCGCUCAAUGAGGCCUCCGAUCCUGACUUCGACCCUACGGUGUUCCAGUUCUGGGAAACACAUCUAUUACGGGAAAAGCUGCCCCGUCCCAUCCGACAGGACCUACUGGAGCCGUAUAUCCGCUGGGCACAGGACAUCGUGCGUUUCCCAACCGACGUAGUGAUGAUAACACACCUCCUGCUCUACCUCACCACCUCCAUCCCCAGCGCACUCUGGCUCUACUAUCACUUCAGCUGGAUCCACGGUCUUAUCCAUUGGAUCGUGCACGUGUGGUAUGCAGGAAGCUACACGCUCAUGAAGCACCAGUACGUACACAUGAAUGGCGUGUUGGCAUCUCAAUAUCGCCUGAUCGACAUUCUCUUCCCAUAUAUCAUCGAUCCCUUCAUGGGUUACACGUGGAAUUCGUAUUACUACCACCACGUAAAGAUGCACCAUGUGGAAGGCAAUGGGCCACGAGACCUCAACUCAACCAUGUGGUACGACCGAGACUCGAUCGUCGAUUUUGCCCGUUAUGUCGGCCGCUUCUUUUUUCUCAUCUCGCUGGAACUGCCGCUGUACUUUCUUCGCAAGGGCCAGUAUUCCACUUCGUUCAAGACAGCUUUCUGGGAGUUCAGUAACUUCCUGGUCAUAGCUCUGCUGUUCCGCUACUGUCAUGCACAGGCCACGCUCUGUGUCUUCCUUUUGCCCCUUUGGACACUUCGUGCUGGAUUGAUGGCAGGGAACUGGGGCCAACACGCCUUUGUGGAUCCCCAUGAUCCUUCGUCAGAUUUCAGGUCUAGUAUCACCUUGAUCGAUGUUUCCAGUAACCGAUUCUGCUUCAACGAUGGCUACCACACAUCGCAUCAUCUGCAUCCCCGGCGCCACUGGAGGGAGCAUCCAGUGGCGCUUCUUCGAGAUCAAGAACGCUACUCGGACGAGCAGGCGCUAGUGUUUCACAAUGUGGACUACCUCAUGCUGACUGUGCACCUGUUGCGAAAGAAUUAUGCACACCUAGCUCAAUGCAUGAUUCCAAUUGGUGCUGAACAGAGAGCGAUGAGUCUAAAACAGCGCGAAGACCUAUUACGCAGUCGCACUCGGCGAUUCUCCGGACUGCAUUUAGAGCAGAACAGGGCAUCCAGGCGACGUUGA
Penicillium griseofulvum is the source of this 1257-nucleotide messenger RNA. RefSeq names its product fatty acid desaturase. The record is from RefSeq and is a predicted model, not a curated record. NCBI's taxonomy places the organism in Eukaryota, Fungi, Ascomycota, Eurotiomycetes, Eurotiales, Aspergillaceae. The coding region runs from base 1 to 1257 and encodes 418 amino acids. The transcript is spliced from 2 exons. Gene Ontology annotation, biological process: lipid metabolic process.